AACGCCACGCAGUCUUCCCGCGCGGGUCGCACGUGCGUGUCUGGUGUGUAGUCAUACAAAUCUUGUCAUAGAAUCUUUCCCGCUGUUUUGACAUAUUAAAUAUUAACUAAUAAACGCCAAAUUACAUGUUGUGACCUUUAUGUGAUUAACGAACGUACUAAGUGUGCCCAACAAUUGCUGUGCUUAAUUCAAUUAAAACUGUAAUUACUUAAAUUUUUCCUUCCUCGAUUUUUAUUAAAUCUUAAUGAAGCCGGACUACUUAAUUAAUUGGAUUUCUAAACGCUCCUUGUGAUUAAACGGACUGAAAAUCACGAUUCUACGGCUAAACUUAGUUCUAUUCCCCAAAACAAUCGUAACGCGAAGCCAGGACAUUAUACCAUGAGCGAUCAGACAUUUCAUACACCUUCCUUUGGCGACGAAGAAUUUGAUAUUCCUCUUAUCCAUGGACAACAUCCAACAAGCGGAAACGGACAAAAUUCUCAUAUGCAGUAUCCACAAAUGCACCAUUCGGCACCUCAGGUUGGUAUGAUAAAUCCUGCUCAAGAUGGCUUAGCACCGCCGGGCGGCGCGCCGUCAUAUCAACAACCCCUGUAUUUACAAGAACCUCAUCCGCCAGUUACAACUCACAGUGCUGCUUGUGCUCCUGCUGGAAAUUAUAUAAUCCAACAACAACCAGGAGGGCAACAACUAUUGAUGCUACAGCCAACACAAGUAAUGAGUGGACCACCAACCCCAAGCACUCCCAACCAACCUGGUCCGGUGUAUGGAUCACCACAGAGAGCAUCACCCCCAGGCACUACUAGUGAUGAUUCAGAUGAUAGUGUUCCCUCACAACAUUCUCAGUUGCCUGGUGAUGCGGAAAGCCUUCUGCCUAUCCAUUAUUGCUCAGCGAGCCGGCAGCAACAAACUGCGCUUCAUCAGAUGAAUUUGAACAUGGGAGUAAAAAGGUCCUCUCCUGAACCAAUUGAAAAUGGCAUAAGUCGUGGUCAAAUGCAAAAGAAACCCAAAGUGCAGAAGAAAAAGAAGAAAAGGGACCCCAAUGAGCCCCAAAAACCUGUCUCAGCAUAUGCCCUAUUUUUUCGUGACACACAGGCUGCUAUUAAAGGGCAAAAUCCAAAUGCAAGUUUUGGUGAAGUUUCAAAAAUUGUUGCGUCAAUGUGGGAUGCUUUAGAUUCUGAACACAAAAGUGUCUACAAACAAAAAACAGAAGUUGCUAAGAAGGAGUAUCUCAAAGCUCUCGCAGCCUACAGAGCAAGCUUGGUUUCAAAGGGAUCAGAGCAAGAAAAUCAAGUGAUAUAUAAUCAUAAUAAUGGAAAUGCGAAUUACGGAAAUUAUUACCAGGGUCAACCAUAUGGUAAUGGUCAUUCACCCCAGGGAUUUGUGCCAAAUAGCACUCCACAAGGAUAUUCGCCACAAAAUUAUCCAGGUGGCCAAUCUCAAAAUUCUUACAGUGGCCAGACCCAACAGGCUUAUCCUACAAACCCACAACAGUCACCUCAAACCUAUCAAGGAAACAUGGGACACCCAACUCAGUCAUACCAGGUUGUACCAAGUCAAUCACCACAAGGCUAUCAAGUGAACCCAGCUACUUCUCCACAAAAUUGUCAACCAAACCUAGCACAGUCACCUAGAAGCUACCAACAGACACAAUCACCUCCAAACUAUCCAGCAAAUGCUGGCUUAUCACCAUCUAAUUAUCGGCAAGUGCAGUCACAGUCACCACCCAUGGCAAGUGUGCAUGCAGCCAUGCAGUAUCACCAUGGUCAACAGAUGCAGCAAGUACCCCAAUAUCAACAACAGCCACAGAACCACCAACAAUCGCAACAACAAAAUCAAAACCAACAACUUCAUCAACAGCAAACUCAUCAGCAGCAGACACCACAGCAAAUUCAUCAACAGCAAACACCACAGCAAAUUCAUCAACAGCAAACACCGCAGCAAAUUCAUCAACAGCAAACAUCACAGCAAAUUCAUCAACAGCAAACAGCACAGCAAAUUCAUCAACAGCAAACACCACAGCAAAUUCAUCAGCAGCAGCAACAAUCACAACAAAUGCACCAACAAACACAACAAAUUCAUCAACAAGUUCACCAGCCACAGCAAGCACAACUGCAUCAGUCACAGUCCCAGCCCCAGCAAACACAAAACCAAUCAAUUAAAACUGAACAUAACUCAAAUGAGGAUGGUUCUUCUGGAAUGCCACAGAACUCUUCAGAGCAAAAUGAAACAAGAACUCCAACAUCAUGUGUCCGUCAAGGUUGCACCAAUCCUGCUAUAGCUAAUAGUGAAUGGGAAGAUGAAUAUUGUUCAAAUGAAUGUGUUGUCAGUCACUGCAGGGAUGUCUUCAGUUCCUGGGUUGCAUCUAAUGCUAACAAUCAAAUGCAAAGCUUUUCUGCUGUAAAAUAAAAAGCAUAUCAUUCCAAGAACAUUGUUAUCCUGACUUUGUAAUGAGAAACGUUAAUAAAUUUGUAUUCAUACAAUUGAAUCAUAAUUUAUUAUGGUGUGUAUUUUUAUUUUGGAUAAUUAUACCUCAAAGCUAUCAGUAUUGUUUUGUAUAAAGUAGUUAUCACAAUCAAAUUAAUGAUGUCAUAUUUUAUAUUUUUCAUUACAUUUUAGAAAUAUCUAGAGUAGAAAAUGUUGUAACAUGAAAUCUUCUUAGAACAAGAAUGUUGUUAGUAUUGUUUUUUUUUUUCCUUCAAAAAAUUAUUGAAGAAAUCUAUCAAAAAGAAUGUGAUUAAAAAUUUCAAAAUUGUUUUCCUUAUAGGACUGCAGUGUAAAUAAAUAAUCAAUAGUCACAUUGUUUAUUUAAGAGAAUAUUAUGGUUCUCUGUGUCUUACAAAAAAUGCAAUACUGGAUAUUAUUUUUUAUUAUUAUAAUCUCAAAACUUUGAUGUUUUUUACAUUUUGCCUUAUAAAACUAAGAUACAUACAUGUUUUAACUAGCUCAUAAGUGUUAUUAGACAAUUAUUUUUAACAGACUCUUCAGUCAUAAAAAUAUUACUUUAUCUCCUAAGAGUUUAAAAUGAUAUGAAUACCUUAUGUGAAUAAUUAAUUAGGAAUGUAGAAUUUUAGAAAUGAUGUUUAACAUUUUAAACUAUGUACUAAGUGAUACUAUAAUAUAUUAUGAUGUAUCAAACAUUGCAUGACAUUGAACUUGUGCUUUCUUUUUUAUACAUAUAGUAGUUACUUCAUGUACAAUAACUAAUUAUAUGUACACAAUGGCAAUAUUUACUCAUUCCUCUAGGAGUUGUGCUUAGUAUAUAGGUUUUAGCUGGACCAAAACGUCAUUUAUAUUAUUCAAAGCAA
Pieris rapae (cabbage white) is the source of this 3305-nucleotide messenger RNA. Its product is annotated as TOX high mobility group box family member 3. Gene Ontology annotation, cellular component: nucleus. The coding region runs from base 379 to 2406 and encodes 675 amino acids. Gene Ontology annotation, molecular function: chromatin DNA binding. Lineage: Eukaryota; Metazoa; Arthropoda; Insecta; Lepidoptera; Pieridae. Gene Ontology annotation, biological process: regulation of transcription by RNA polymerase II. The record is from RefSeq and is a predicted model, not a curated record. The transcript has 14 exons.